AUGCCCCUGUCCGCCUGGCCCACGGCGGCCGCCGCCAACAGCACUCUCGCCCUCGCCCCGGCGUCGCCGGAGCUGACGUUCCUCUACACCAUCAACAUCACGGGCGGGGCCGCCAUCCCCGUGGGCGCGGGCCCGCGCGGCAGCCGCGUCGUGCUGCCCAUCAUGGGCGGCACCUUUGCCGGCCCGCACAUGCGCGGCCGCCUGCUGCCCGUGGGCGCCGACUGGGCGCUCGUGGACGCGCGCGACGGCGUGCUGACGGCCGACGUGCGCCAGACGCUCGAGACGGACGACGGCGAGCACGUGCUGGUCUUUGAGACGGGCGCCACCCACGUCGGCGCCUUUGCCCGGGCCGUGGGUGGUGGAGCGGGCGGAGGAGGGGGCCAGUUCAACGCCAGCGCGCCGACGACGGCGUGCCUGCGCAUAGCGUUCGAGACGGGUAGCCAAAGGUACUACUGGCUCAACUCGGUCGUGGCCGUGGGCGUGCUGCGGCGCCUGUCGCCGACGCAGCUGACGAUUGAUGCCUGGCAGAUCACGCCGCCCCAGGACACGACGGUUUUGCCGGGAGGGGUUUCAAGCACGGAGAGGGUGGUGCAUCGCCCAUGGGGUGGCGAUAUGUAG
This is a messenger RNA of Gaeumannomyces tritici R3-111a-1, 618 nucleotides long. RefSeq lists its product as hypothetical. Lineage: Eukaryota; Fungi; Ascomycota; Sordariomycetes; Magnaporthales; Magnaporthaceae. The coding region runs from base 1 to 618 and encodes 205 amino acids. The transcript is spliced from 2 exons. The record is from RefSeq and is a predicted model, not a curated record.